Saitoella complicata NRRL Y-17804 is the source of this 1569-nucleotide messenger RNA. RefSeq names its product DUF1752-domain-containing protein. The transcript has 2 exons. Gene Ontology annotation, cellular component: cytoplasm. The record is from RefSeq and is a predicted model, not a curated record. The coding region runs from base 1 to 1569 and encodes 522 amino acids. Gene Ontology annotation, biological process: negative regulation of transcription by RNA polymerase II; regulation of nitrogen utilization; mitochondria-nucleus signaling pathway. Lineage: Eukaryota; Fungi; Ascomycota; Saitoellomycetes; Saitoellales; Saitoellaceae.
AUGCCUGGACGUGCUACUCUUCCGGAUCCUGUGCUCUCGUUGGCGCCCAACGGCAUCACGAAGCUCGACUCUAUUGACGCCGAUAACCUGAGUUGUAUGUGGAAUGUCUUCACCAAGUGCAAGGAGAACCUCGAGAAUGGACGUCGUUUGGAGAACCUUUCUUGGCGUCUGUGGUACCGCGAGGCUUUGAUGUACGACCACGACGACGAACCUACACAGACCACCGCCACCGCAGCGCAUUCAAAAUCAGCGAACGACUUGCCCGCGCUCUCAAGAUCGAUCGACUCUAUUGCAUCGGAAGCCGCACCUGUCGUCGCCGCAGCAGCAUCAGCAUUGACUGCCAAGCCCGUUCGCCCAACACUCACCCGCAACUUAUCGUCAAAGCGUCACUUGACCCCAGAGAGCUUCCACAAGCUUGUCACGGGUCUUGGACCUGUUGGUGCCGACGCCGAGUCAUGGAGGGCUAUGGCCAAGAAGAACGGUCAGCAGCAGGCUUCCAGCGCCCCCGGCAAGCAGGUUACGACGGUGAAGGACGAGAAGACGAAGGAGGUUGAGGCCAUUGCCGCCAGUGUUAAGAGCGGUUUCUCGAAGGCGUCUACCUCAUAUCCGGCUGACGCGUCGACCAAGUCGAGGGCCAUGUCCGUCCUCACUUCCGCCAAGGAUGAGUCCAAGGAGGACGACGCCCCUAUGAUGGCCUCCAGUGUCGUCAGGGGGUUUGAGUUGCCAAAGGUUUCUGCCAUUGCUCCCAAGCCUUCAUUGCCGACUCCUGUACCCGUCGUUGCCCGCCCUGCCGCCGAGAAGAAAUUCUUCAUCAAGAGCACGCCCAGUGAUUCCGAAACCGACUCGGACGCUGAGCGUCGUCGCAGACAACAGUGUACUGUCCAGCAGAAGAAGACGGAGAAACGUACGAGUUUCAAGGAGGAGAAGGAGAUUAUCAGGUGUGCGCAGGAUUCGGCCAUCGCUUCUGACAGCGAGGAGGAGGAUGAGGAAGACGAUGGCGCCGUGUUUGAGGAUACGUCUGAUGAGGAGGACGAUGCUGGAGAUGAGGAUGAUGGUGACUGGGAGGACUCUGAAGGCACUGGUUCUGUUGGAUCUUCGGUUGAGGACCGUGCCAAGGUGAGGUUUGGCAAGAGCGAGCGUCCUGGUUUGCCAAGUCGCCGCAGUAUGUUGUCUGCGCUCUUGGUCAAGCGUGACGCGAUCAAGGAGGGUGGUUCCAGGAGCGACUCUUCCAAGUCCUCCAAGCAGUCUAGCCCCAUCAGCAGCCCCUGUGCACCCCGCAAGGCCGCUUCCGUGAACGAGGCCCCUCAGACCAUAAGUGCCAUGAAGAUCAAGCGUUCUUCCUCUACUCAAUCCGACCAGGUGGCUCUCUCGCCUCGCACUACGCGUCGCAACAUGCUUGCUACCGAGCUGAGUGAGAGUCUUAGGCGCAACUUGUUGUGGGAGAGGCAGCAGAAGCACAUGACAUCCAACGCCGUCCUCAAGCGUCGUGCGGCAAGUGCUAUGGACGUCAGCGAGAUGGGCAAAGAUGCCCUCGAUGAGGAAUACGGGUACCACGGAGCAGGAUGGUAA